AUGGUAAAGCGAAGUGCUACAAGUAAAUUUCCCAUUGCGCGCAUUAAGCGCAUUAUGCAGGCGGAUGAAGAUGUCGGCAAAGUAGCGCAGGCGACGCCCGUGGUUAUAUCCAAAGCGCUCGAACUGUUUAUGCAGGACAUUGUUGCGAGUGCCGUAGAGCAAACACGCAAGACGGGCGGCAAGCGUGUGGCACCUUACCAUCUGAAACGCGCUGCGUUGACGAUAGAGACGUUUGACUUCCUCAAGGAUAUCGUGGAGAAAGUAGCAGACCCCCUUGAAUCUGGUGGCGCUGCGCGUAGCACGAAGCGUCGCAAGGUGGCCAAGGCCGAGGAGGCGGACGAGGCCUCUGCGGAUGACUCGGCGGAAUAG
Molecule: messenger RNA, 369 nt
Organism: Malassezia pachydermatis
Lineage: Eukaryota; Fungi; Basidiomycota; Malasseziomycetes; Malasseziales; Malasseziaceae
Product: dna polymerase epsilon subunit dpb3
Exons: 3
Coding region: 1-369 (122 amino acids)
Biological process (GO): transcription by RNA polymerase II; negative regulation of transcription by RNA polymerase II; positive regulation of transcription by RNA polymerase II
Cellular component (GO): negative cofactor 2 complex; nucleus
Molecular function (GO): protein heterodimerization activity; transcription corepressor activity; RNA polymerase II general transcription initiation factor activity
Source: RefSeq, a predicted model, not a curated record